Messenger RNA from Macadamia integrifolia, 1071 nucleotides. RefSeq lists its product as uncharacterized. The transcript has a single exon. The record is from RefSeq and is a predicted model, not a curated record. The coding region runs from base 1 to 1071 and encodes 356 amino acids. Lineage: Eukaryota; Viridiplantae; Streptophyta; Magnoliopsida; Proteales; Proteaceae.
AUGAAGGCAUCAGUGAAGAUACGAGACGAGCAGCAGCACGAGAACCCACUUCUCCGUGCAAAGAUCCCAAUAAGUGUCUUCGGUCUACCCUUCACCUCCGCCAUAUCCGCCCGAGACCCAAUAGACCUCAGCUUGAGCCUCUGCACCAGUUCAGCCUCUGGUCCGUCUCUGAAGCUGUCCUACAACCCCAACACAACCACGAACAACUAUUUCUCUCUCUCCCUCAAGUCCGGCGUCGGCCUCUUUGGCUCUCCCAAUAACUCCCCUCUCAUCAUGUCCGCGCAUUUCAAUCUCCUCGGAAAUUUUAACCCUACUUUCUGCGUCCAAUUCAAGCCCCAAUUCGGUGAUUUCUCUCUCAAGAAAACGGUCCUUUCUGCUUCUACUUCUGCCUCCAACGACAAUGAUCAUUCUAAGGAGAACGGUGGAACCCAGAUUAAUGGCGGUCCUGAAGGGCCGUUGGUUUGGAGGGAUUUUAGUGAAUCUCGUGGCGGCUUGUUGUCUGGAGUUGCGGUGAUGGCGAAGACGGUGGUACCGGUGACCAAACGUGCUGUGGUCAGAUUCAGGUGGGUUGUGAAUUGUCCUUCUGAUUUUGGUGGGAAGAAAUUGCCCUUUUUGACGGUUGAUAAGAUUGGGAUUGAGAGGGUGGAGGAGGAGCAGGAAGUGAAGCUCAGGAGCAGCAGCUGCAGUGAUGUUGGGGAUUUGAAGAUGCUGAAAAGUGUGUGUUUGUGGAUGAGUAGAGAAGUUGAGGUUUUGCAGGAAGAGAAUAGAGAGAUGAAAGACAGCUUGGAAAAGUUUAGAAAAUUAGGGUUUUCUUUGAGGAAUCCUCAUAGGGAAGGUGAUGAUCUUGGGAGGAGAAAUCCUCAUCGGGGGAGUGAUGAUCUAGGGAGGAGGAAUCCCAUGGCAUCGCCUGUUGAAACCUCUAGUGAGUUUGAGCGGUGGAGGAAUAAGAAGAACAGCAAUGGAGAAGUUGGUGGGAGAGAAAUGAAGAAGUUCAGUGGUUCUGUAAGUACUGUGGAGAAAGACAUUGGAGAGGAAUUGAAGAGGGCAAUCAAGGAAGCAUCCUCUAAGUAG